Messenger RNA from Lutra lutra (Eurasian river otter), 2126 nucleotides. RefSeq names its product selenoprotein P (gene SELENOP). Gene Ontology annotation, cellular component: extracellular region. Gene Ontology annotation, biological process: selenium compound metabolic process. The transcript has 5 exons. NCBI's taxonomy places the organism in Eukaryota, Metazoa, Chordata, Mammalia, Carnivora, Mustelidae. Gene Ontology annotation, molecular function: selenium binding. The record is from RefSeq and is a predicted model, not a curated record.
GCCAGAGCGGGCAAUGAACUUUGGACUAUGGCUGGAGCGAGGUAAACAACAGCACUAUAAAUACCAGGGCUCUGGCUGUGGCUUGGAGGAGCUGCGGGGCUGAGCGGAGAGAGAGGAAGCAGGCUGGUUGGAAGGGGUUGUGACAACCCCAGCAAUGUGGAGAAGCCUGGGGCUUGCCCUGGCUCUCUGUCUCCUCCCAGGGGGAGGAACAGAGAGCCAGGGACAGAGCACCAUUUGUAAGCAACCUCCAGAGUGGAGCAUAGGAGAUCAGAAUCCAAUGCUGAACUCAAGUGGUUCAGUGACAGUGGUGGCCCUUCUUCAAGCCAGCUGAUACCUGUGCAUUCUGCAGGCGUCCCGAUUGGAAGACCUGCGAGUAAAACUGGAGAAAGAAGGAUAUUUGAACAUCUCUUACGUUGUUGUUAAUCAUCAAGGACUUUCUUCUCAAUUACAAUAUGUGAAUCUUAAAAAUAAGGUUUCAGAGCAUAUUCCUGUUUAUCAACAAGAAGAAAACCAAACAGAUGUCUGGACACUCUUAAAUGGGAAAAAGGAUGACUUCCUCAUAUAUGACAGAUGUGGCCGUCUUGUAUACCAUCUUGGUUUGCCUUAUUCCUUCCUAACUUUCCCAUAUGUAGAAGAAGCCAUUAAGAUUGCUUACUGCGAAGAGAAAUGUGGAAACUGCUCUCUCACGACCCUGGAAGCUAAAGACUUCUGUGAAAUGGUAUCUUCGCCUACUGUGGGAAACACAACGGAGGCUCCCCAGCCACACCACCACCACCACCACCAUCAUCACAAGCAUGGGCACCAGCAUCAUGGGAACAAGGAGCUUUCGGAGACUCAGCCACCAGAAGCCCCAGAUGCGGCUGAGUAUCCUGCUCCUCAAGGCCUUCAUCAGCACCGUAAACACAAGACCCACCAAAGACAGGGCCACCCAGAGAACUGAGAUCUGCCAGCAGGAAGUGAAGGUUUACAACUUUCUGUCCCACAAAAGAAGCUCUGACGAAAGGGUUGUAUAAAUCAGUUACUCUGCACAUUGCCUGAAGAUUCAGGGUUGGCUCCUAGCAGCUGAUGCUGACACUGACGACAUCUGAUAUUUGAAAAAACAGGGUCUGCAAUCACCUGACAAUGUAAGGAAACCCUCCCCUCUUUAUGCAGCUGACAGGGACUUUGGGCAGAGGAGAACGUCAUUGAAUCUUGACAGUGACGUUUGCCUCCAGCUGCCUGACAAGCAAGUCAGCAGCUUCAGCCCACAGAAGCCAGCACCAAUUGAAGCUGAAAAAAUAAGGCCAAAAUGUGAAAAUGACCUUCAUACUAAAUAGUUAAAUAAGACAUACUCCCCAAGUAGGUCUGGACAGUUUCAUUUCCAGCAUUUUAUAAGCUGUCUAAUUAAUACUGAUCCAAAAAUAAGAAUUGGAUUUGUACAAACAUGGAGAAAUCUAUUACAUUGGCUUCCAAAUUUUAAAAUUUAAAUCAAAGAAAUUUUUGCCCAAACCAUGUUUUCAUUAUUUUAUUAUAAAGGUGAUUGCAGCAUUUGGUUAAUAUGUUUUUCUUUUUCUUUUUCCAGCAUUCUACUUGCUUUAAUGAGAACAGAGACAUAAACUAUGACCUAGGGGUUUCUGUUGGAUAGUUAGCAAUUUAGAAUGGAGAAGGAACAACAAAGACAUGUUUUCCAUUUUUUUCUUUAGUUAUUUCUCAAAAAAAAUUAUCUUAGUCUUUUAAAUCUUACGCUUUUAAUUGAUUAAACCUUUAAAGAACUCAGUGAAUUCGUCUUUUAAGUUCUAGAAAUACUGACACAUGACUAUUUUGCUAGGACUACAUUUUAAAUAUCUACUUACACUUUGUAUAUCUAAGAGUUUUGAUUUUCACUAUCCUGUAUGAAAUGAAGCCCCUAUAUCUUAUUUUCUUUAUCUCUCAAAUUUGAGAUAGUCUUGAGAGUUGUAAUGGAAAAGAUAAAAGAAUGUUGUCUAUCUCUUGAUUGUUUAGAAAGUAUUUCCAUAGUCAAUGAUGGUUCAAUAGGUAAACUAAGGCCUAUAAACCUGAACUCCUUUAUGGUUAAUACUGUUAAGUAAGAAUGUAGUACACGAUUGGCCAGAUGUGGAUUUGUUUAAAUAAACUCAAUUUAAAAAGUU